Alternaria viburni is the source of this 423-nucleotide messenger RNA. RefSeq lists its product as uncharacterized. The transcript has 2 exons. The coding region runs from base 1 to 423 and encodes 140 amino acids. Lineage: Eukaryota; Fungi; Ascomycota; Dothideomycetes; Pleosporales; Pleosporaceae. The record is from RefSeq and is a predicted model, not a curated record.
AUGUCAACACCAAGCAGCGCAAAAAGGCGCCAGCCCGAGCGUGGCGCCAAGUCGCAAGCUGCGAGGAAACACAUGAGCACCAAGAAGCCAAAGAACGGAAUGCUCGGUGCUACUCCCAACAGCUACUAUCUUACGAUCCUCAACUCUUUCAUGUUCGACGAUGUCGGGUUAAUUGAACUUUGGCUCAAAGAACAGCUACCCGGUCAGAUAGCUGCAGUGCAGCGAUUUACGAUCUUCUGCGACGAGCUGGAUGCUCCCAUCUGCUCCCUUCCAAAUUUGAAGUCUCUUGAAGUCUGGUGCCCGAGCGACGAUGAGUGCGGCGGCCAGUGCUGGGCUGAUCCUGCACUGCGCAAAGCUAUCGAAGACAAGCUGAUGGGCAUAUGGGGUAAUUCCGAUCUCAAAAUCACAAUGAUACCGGUGUGA